AUGCGUCGGUGUACUGAGCAGCAGCGAUUAUGCCAACAGAGAUGGAGCUCCCACUCGCCCCUGGGCACAGCGUUAGAUCCCUCGAGAAAGAAAGUAACCCUAGGAACCCUCCAGUCUAUGUACAAAAAGGGGGAGCCUAUCACGUUUAUAACAGCCCAUGACUUUCCAAGCGCACACGUUGCAGAUGCAGCUGGAAUUGACGUGAUUCUUGUUGGGGAUAGUCUAGCAAUGGUCGCUUUAGGAAUGGAAGAUACUAGUGAAGUAACCGUCGAGGACAUGCUGUUGCACUGCCGAUCGGUCGCUCGUGCUACCAAAGCAGCCUUCACAAUUGGAGAUCUUCCCAUGGGGUCAUAUGAAAUCUCACCAGAGCAAGCGCUAGAAACAGCCAUCCGAUUCAUUAAACAUGGUCGUGUUCAGGGUAUCAAGUUAGAAGGAGGAGCAGAGAUGGCGCCGACCAUUGCGAAGAUAACAAAAGCUGGUAUACCCGUCCUAGCCCACGUCGGGCUCACGCCCCAACGCCAAGGAUCCCUUGGUGGAUUUAGAGUCCAAGGGAAAACAUCCAAAGGUGCAAUGAAAGUCCUCGAAGAUGCAUUAGCUGUCCAAGAAGCUGGGUGCUUCGGUAUGGUACUGGAAGCAGUUCCAGAAAAAGUCGCAAGCGUUAUCACGCAGAAGCUGCGCGUUCCAACCAUCGGGAUCGGUGCGGGAAAUGGUUGUUCUGGGCAGGUCCUUGUCCAGGUAGACAUGACUGGCAACUUUCCACCCGGCCGCUUCCUUCCCAAGUUCGUCAAGCAGUACGGCAACGUGUGGGCUGAAAGCCGUAGGGCUAUUGAGUCCUAUAGAGAGGAGGUAAAAGCACGUCAAUACCCAGGACCAGAGCAUACAUAUCCUAUCCCCGAAGGCGAACUUGAGGCUUUCAUAAGAGAUGUCGAAAAACUAUGA
Daldinia caldariorum is the source of this 939-nucleotide messenger RNA. RefSeq names its product 3-methyl-2-oxobutanoate hydroxymethyltransferase. Gene Ontology annotation, biological process: pantothenate biosynthetic process. NCBI's taxonomy places the organism in Eukaryota, Fungi, Ascomycota, Sordariomycetes, Xylariales, Hypoxylaceae. The record is from RefSeq and is a predicted model, not a curated record. Gene Ontology annotation, cellular component: mitochondrion. Bases 1 to 939 code for a protein of 312 amino acids. Gene Ontology annotation, molecular function: magnesium ion binding; 3-methyl-2-oxobutanoate hydroxymethyltransferase activity. The transcript is spliced from 3 exons.